Molecule: messenger RNA, 264 nt
Organism: Marmota flaviventris (yellow-bellied marmot)
Lineage: Eukaryota; Metazoa; Chordata; Mammalia; Rodentia; Sciuridae
Gene: Pde6g
Product: phosphodiesterase 6G
Biological process (GO): positive regulation of G protein-coupled receptor signaling pathway; visual perception; positive regulation of epidermal growth factor receptor signaling pathway
Cellular component (GO): photoreceptor outer segment membrane
Molecular function (GO): 3',5'-cyclic-nucleotide phosphodiesterase activity; cGMP binding
Source: RefSeq, a predicted model, not a curated record
AUGAACCUGGAGCCACCCAAGGCCGAGAUCCGGCCACCCACGAGGGUGGUUGGAGGACCUGUUACCCCCAGGAAAGGACCACCCAAAUUUAAGCAGCGGCAAACCAGGCAGUUUAAGAGCAAGCCACCCAAGAAGGGCAUCCAAGGGUUUGGGGAUGACAUCCCUGGAAUGGAAGGCCUGGGAACAGACAUCACAGUCAUCUGCCCCUGGGAGGCCUUCAACCAUCUGGAGCUGCACGAACUGGCCCAGUACGGCAUCAUCUAG